This is a messenger RNA of Erythranthe guttata (spotted monkey flower), 3340 nucleotides long. It is a transcript of the gene RBOHB, whose product is annotated as respiratory burst oxidase-like protein. NCBI's taxonomy places the organism in Eukaryota, Viridiplantae, Streptophyta, Magnoliopsida, Lamiales, Phrymaceae. The record is from RefSeq and is a predicted model, not a curated record. Gene Ontology annotation, molecular function: peroxidase activity; calcium ion binding; NAD(P)H oxidase H2O2-forming activity. Gene Ontology annotation, cellular component: plasma membrane.
CUCUCUCCAAAUUAAGCAAAAAUGGAUGAAGCCACAUUCUCGGAAGCAGAAAGCAACGUCAAGCGUGCCAAUCACGUUUCGUUUAGCGGCCCGUUGGUCGUCACAGGCAGUAAGAAGCUAAAAAGCAGGAGCGUACGAACGGAGAAUAACGACGAUUCUUAUGAUGUCGAGAUAGCGUUACACGAUGUUAAGGAUGACGAGGUGUCGAUGAUUCGGGGCGUCACAACAACUUCCGAGCAAAAUUUAUCGGCCGAUAAAACUCCUAAUUCUCUCGCCUCAAAGCUCUCGUUUCGCAUGAGGCAAGUCUCGCGCGAACUAACUCGAAUGGCCUCUUUGAAGAGCUCUAGUAACUACAAGCUCGAUCGAAGCCACUCCGCAGGCACGGUGCAUGCGCUCAAAGGCCUUCGUUUUAUGAACAAGAAUAUCGGAAGCGAAGGAUGGUCCGACAUUCAAAAGCGCUUCAAAGAACUUUCCGCCGGUGGGGUUCUUCACAAAUCGCUAUUCGGCCAAUGCAUAGGAAUGAAAGAAUCGAGCGAGUUUGCAGAUAAGUUGUUCGAGGCGCUAGCACGAAAGAGAUGCAUCGUCUCGGAUUCAAUCACCGAGGGAGAGCUCUAUCAGUUUUGGGAGCAGAUUACAGAUGCCAGUUUUGAUGCCAGGCUGGAAACUUUCUUUGACAUGGUAGACAAGGAUGCUGAUGGGAGAAUUAUGGAAGAUGAAGUGAAAGAGAUCAUCACACUUAGUGCUGCUGCAAAUAACCUCUCAAAAAUCCAAGACCAUGCAGAUGAAUAUGCAGCUCUCAUCAUGGAAGAGCUCGAUCCCGAUAACCGUGGUUACAUUGAGUUGCAAAACUUGGAGACACUACUUGUGCAAGCCCCUAAUUACUCUUCGAACCCGACGACGGAAAACAGAGUUCUAAGCCAAAUGCUAAGCCAGAAGCUGAAGCUCACAAAAGAGUUUAAUCCGAUAAAAAGAUGGUUUCGAAAGAAGGCAUAUUUUGUGGAGGAUAAUUGGAAGAGGAUUUGGGUGAUGGUAGUGUGGUUAGCAAUUUGUGGAGGGUUGUUCACUUGGAAAUUUAUCCAAUACAAACAAAAGGCUGUGUUUCAUGUUAUGGGAUAUUGCGUCUGCACGGCUAAAGGCGGAGCCGAAACGCUUAAGUUCAAUAUGGCCUUAAUACUAUUGCCGGUUUGCAGAAAUACGAUGACGUGGCUUAGGAGUCGGACAAAGCUUGGCUCGGUUGUUCCGUUCGAUGACAAUAUUAAUUUUCACAAGGUAAUAGCUCUUGGUAUAACAAUUGGGACAGGGCUACAUGUAAUUUCACAUUUGACAUGUGAUUUCCCUCGACUAUUACACGCCACCGAUGCAGAAUACGAGCCGAUGAAGCCGUUGUUCGGAGAAGAAAGGCCGAAUAACUAUUGGUGGUUUGUAAAAGGCACGGAAGGAUGGACCGGAGUCGUAAUGUUGGUGCUUAUGGCAAUAGCAUUCACAUUAGCUCAACCGUGGUUCCGUAGGAACAGGAUCAACUUACCUACAACCAUAAAAAAUCUAACGGGAUUCAACGCGUUUUGGUAUUCUCACCACUUGUUUGUGCUAGUCUACAUUCUCUUCAUCGUUCAUGGCUAUUUCCUCUACAUCACCAAGACAUGGUACAAGAAAACGACAUGGAUGUAUCUUGCUGUCCCGAUGAUAUUAUACGCCUCCGAGCGACUAAUUCGCGCUUUUAGGUCGGGCCACAAGACUGUUCAGAUUUUGAAGGUGUCUGUAUAUCCUGGAAAUGUAAUGUCCUUGCACAUGUCCAAACCUCAAGGAUUUAAAUAUACAAGUGGGCAGUAUAUAUUUGUCAAUUGUCCCGAAGUUUCUCCGUUUCAAUGGCAUCCUUUCUCGAUUACAUCAGCUCCAGGAGACGAUUAUCUUAGCAUCCACAUUCGGACUAGGGGCGAUUGGACGUCUCAACUCAAGGCGAUCUUCUCAAAGGUAUGUCACACUCCCGAUAAUGGCCAAAGCGGUCUCCUACGAGCCGACAUCGGACCGAUUAGUUCGAACAAAUUAAGGUUGCCAAAGCUCUUGAUCGACGGUCCAUACGGCGCGCCAGCCCAAGAUUACAAAAAGUACGAUAUCGUCCUCCUCAUAGGCUUGGGAAUCGGCGCCACCCCUUUGAUCAGCAUUGUGAAAGAUGUGCUCAACAACAUCAAACAACAAAAGGACAUAGAAAAGGGGUCGCCUUUAUUAGAAAAUAAUAUCAAGAGCGAUAAGAAAAAGACUAGUAAUUUCGCAACGAGGCGCGCGUACUUCUAUUGGGUGACUCGAGAGCAAGGCUCGUUCGAGUGGUUUAGAGGGGUGAUGAACGAGGUAGCUGAAAACGACCACGACAGUGUGAUCGAGCUUCACAACCAUUGCACGAGUGUGUACGAAGAAGGAGACGCUCGGUCGGCACUCAUUGCAAUGUUGCAGUCUCUCGAGCACGCUAAAACGGGAUUGGAUAUAGUGUCCGGGACAAGGGUUAAGACGCAUUUUGCGAGACCCGAUUGGCGUCGGGUUUUCAAGAAUGUGGCUGUUAACCAUGCUGGUCAAAGAGUUGGAGUGUUCUAUUGUGGUCCACCUACGCUUGUUGGGGAGCUUAGACGGCUAGCUCAUGACUUCUCUAGGAAAACAAGCACAAAGUUUGAUUUCCAUAAAGAAAAUUUCUAAGGGGUUCUUUUAUAUAUUAAAGUUUAAAUUCUUUGCUAGAAUUGUAAUAUUCAUGUUUUUUCCUCUCUCUCUUCCUUAAUUAUUCUUGUGUUUCUUAUUAGUAUGGGUGAUCACAUCUUUGUUAAAUUGAAGUUCUUGUAAUGUCAAUCUUAUUUGAUAGUUGAUUAUCUUAUUUGCAUCCAAGAAAAAGUAUAGAUCGCGGCUGCAAUGCUAACUCUUGCAAGAUCAAAUUAAUCUUUUGAAUAUACAAAUACUAUAAUAUUCUUACUUAUUAAAAAAUAAAAUAAAAAUUGAUACAAUACCGAAAAAAAAAACCACAAGACUAAAUUUUCAUUUUCUUCAUCUUCCAAAAACCAAAAAAAAAACAUUUAUCCUUCAUCUUCCAUAAAUCCACAAAAUCUCAAUAUUUAAAAUCCGAAAAACUCAACAAACCUUAGAAAGAUAGGCAAGUAUGGAGUCAAAAGACAUCAAAAUAGAAGAUUUUAUGGUGGAAGAACCUACAUAGGUAUGUGAUGAUGCUAGAGUUAGAUCAUCUUAGAGAGUCGAAGCAGGAUGAGCUGAAAGAGCAUAGUGGAUCAUUGGCUCACGAGCUUGAUGACCUUGAGAUACCUGCGAUCAUAGAACACGUAAACUAAGCCGGGGGUUGAUCCGGCGG